CUCCGUGACUCAACCUGCUCUCCGUCCAUAUAAUCUCACAGCUUUGGGACUACUGCUGCCAUUUUUCACUGCUGCCUGUUUCCUGCACACACCACAAGCAAAAUGGCAUCCGGAGUAAUAAUCACCGAUGACGUGAAAAACCUGUACGAAGCCAUGAAAGUGGUGAAAGCUGGUGACGAUCUCAACAGCAGAGUAAAAGUGGCAAUACUCCUCAUCAAAGAUAGCAAAGAAAUUGUUGUGGGUGACACUUAUACUCAUCAAGACUUAGAAGCCAAGCCUGGCUUCACCAUCCUCACCGAGCAGAUGGACAAAAUGGAGUGCUUCUACGCACUGUAUGACUGCAGCUUUGAAACCAAGGACGGAGUUCACAAAGAGGACCUGGUCUUGUUGAUGUGGACCAGCGAUGGUGCACACAUCAAAAAGAAAAUGCUAUACGCCAGCUCGAAAGGGAAUCUGAAGAUGGCUUUGAAGGGUAUCAAACAUGAUUUGCAGAUAAACGAUCGCAGUGACUGGAGCAAGCAGGCAGUUGCAGCGAAAAUGUCAGAGAAACACUCAUGGGUAGUAGCCAAGAUCGAGGGCAUGGAUGUCUGAAUGUUGCAGUCAAACCAGUAAACAAACCAUCUUUCCCCACGUUUCAUAACAAGGUAAAAAUUAAAGGACUUUGAGGAGAUAAUGGCAAUGGCUUCAAAUUGACUUAGUUGUUUUUUUUUAAAAAUUUGUCUAAAUUUACAAAAGGGAAAGUCUAGGCUCUGACUGGUAUAAGUUUUCUGGUACACAAACCUCUGAUGUCUUUGCCUUGCUUAACAGUCCAGUUACGCAAGUUUGGCUGGGAAAUCAGUCUUGUUCAGAUGUAAUUUUAUUCAUUUUUAUUGAACAUACAGUAAUGAUUAUGAUUAUCUGUUACAUCUUGGUACAUUUAAAUCCCUCAAAUUAGUAAAUGUAUAGUAUAAAUACCUGAAUUUUCCAUAUCUGUCUUCAUUGUAAUCAUGAAUUGUUCACUGUAUACAAAUACUGCUCUGUACAGUAACACCAUAUUGCAUAUUUUAAUGGGUAAUUAUGGCUGGGCUUGUGAGUUUGACCUGUUUUUCCCUGGAUGAACACCUAAAAAUAUUGUACAACUUUUACCAGAAAAGCAAAGGUUUCACUUAAAUUACAGCAGUCCAUGCCCUGUUGAAUAUUAUCAAAUAAAUUCUGUGCAACAAUGUG
Messenger RNA from Stegastes partitus (bicolor damselfish), 1206 nucleotides. RefSeq names its product cofilin 1 (non-muscle), like (gene cfl1l). The transcript has 4 exons. Gene Ontology annotation, molecular function: actin binding. Gene Ontology annotation, biological process: actin filament depolymerization. Bases 103 to 591 code for a protein of 162 amino acids. The record is from RefSeq and is a predicted model, not a curated record. Lineage: Eukaryota; Metazoa; Chordata; Actinopteri; Pomacentridae. Gene Ontology annotation, cellular component: actin cytoskeleton.